UAAAUAAAAGCUUAUAAAAUAGCUACGAAUUCGAUAUCGUGCCUGUACUAAAUCUCCCGUUAUAUGAAUUUCGGAUUUAUUAACUUUAUUUUGUUUGUUUUACGACAUUAACAAAAUAAAAUGCUAUAAAUAAUUGAUUUAAUUGUACGGUUAAAUUAAUUGUUUUGUUGUUCAACCUGGAUAAGAAAAUUACAGAGUUUUAGUAAAGGUUUUAUAUUGAUUUUUGUGCACUUGAAAAAUGAUAACAAAAGUGACAAGCUUCAUUUUUAGUAUCGGUAAUUUUAUUGCAGUUACUCCUUUAUAUAGUAAUGGAGAAAUAACAGUUGUACGAAAAUUUUACGGUUUAUUUUUUGCCAUUGUUUUAACAAUAUCAAUACUUGUAUCAACAAUCAAUAGAGACUUUUAUAGAAAUAUUCCUACAGUUCCGGCUAUAGAACGCACAGUUUUAGACAUUAAUAUGGCAGUACUUAAUUAUUAUGUUAUAUUUUCCGUAAUUUUUUGGAAACGGACGCAGUGGCAAGACCUAGUCAAAAUACUUCACGUUUUAAUCGACAAAAAUUGUUUUUCAUUUGCCGUAGUUUUUCUCCUAGCACAAAUCUUUGAUGUUGCAUUUUUAGUAACGGCCUUUAGUUUAAAAUUAGAUUUGAUGGGAUUUGAAUAUAUAAAAAAAUAUAAUUUUGUGUACGUGCAAGACUAUAUGAUUUUUUUCUGCAACACAUUCAUCUGCUUUAUUUUAAGCAUUGUUUUACUAAAAUACAAACAGAUUUAUUAUUCGCUUCUUCAUACAUACCAAAUUGAAACUAUUGAAAGAGUUCAACAUAGGUUAAGGUUUUUAAAAUUCGUCAACGACAGUUUUAACAAUAUUUUUGGGUGGCCAAUAUUUUUAAUCAUCUCGUAUACUACGCUUCAUCUUCUUUGUCACUUUGAUAACAUAUUUGUGACGAGUAUAAGUCAGAAGUAUGGAUCUAUACCGACCAAAAAAAUUAUUGCUGAUUUUUCGAUCUUGUUUUUGUGUUUUUUUGGAACCGCAAGUAUGAUUUUGAUCUGUGAUGCUGUUCGUAUUGAAGCUGAAAAAAUUUUGACUAUUAGCUACAAGCUCACAGAAUUUUAUAAUAAAGAAGUACAUCUUACCAAAGUAAUUUUGAAAAAUUUCCCAACAUUCUCAGCUGCAAGGUUUUUCAAUGUUGACCGAUCAACACUAUUCAAAGUUUUAACCUCUGUGAUUGGUUUUUUUAUUGUCAUAGUGCAGAUUCGUCAAAACUAGCAAUAUGAACGAAGAUGUUUGUAAUGUGAUUAUACUGUCCACAAAUAACCGAAUAAAGUUUUCGUUGUCUAAUUGUAUUGAUUACUUGAUUAGCACAGAACAAAAGGGUUGCUUAUAUUACAAGAAUGAAAAUGAAUAAAGAAAAAAGAAAAAAAAAAGAACUGUAAUAAUGCUAAAAAAAAGGAUCAUCUUCCUCCAAAGAAAUGAAAUAAAUACAAACAAAACACGCGCAAAUUCAAAAACACCAAAUAAAUACAAAUUGGCCAAAAGUCAAGAUCGUCGUCAAAAGGAAGAAACCUAUGUUGUGUUUUUAAUAAUAGCGAACCUGAUCGUUGUAAUACGCAUGUGUGGGUAUUUGUAAUGGGAGAGUACUAGACUAAAAACAUAAAACAAAAGAGUAAUUAAACAGACUAUAAACAAAACAUAGGUACAACGAAACUACCAUCAAACCCCCAGCUAACAACAACCCUUCAUUCUUCCCCUCUCUCCUUCUCGGUAUUGGCUUGUUAAAUUUAUAUAAUAAAAAAUAGAAUUACUUAACAUUAAAAUAUUCAAAAUCAGUAAAGUCACAUUCUAAAUAUUCUGCAGUAGAAUAAAAGCUUUUUUGAGCUAAGUAAUUUUUGACUGUAUGAAGGAAAUUAUUAGGUGGUAGAUGCUUGAUGUGAAAUGGUAGAUGUUAUAAAAUUUAAUACAGAAGUAAUUGAUACCAUAUCAUGUCUUACUUUACUCAAUCGUAGAUUAUUAAAACAAAGGUCUUCAGUUCUUGUGUUGUAGUUAUGAAAGGAGUUUAAGAUGGUGUACCGAUCCUUAUGUAUAAUUACAUAUUCUAAACAUUUGAAGAUAAACAAUGAGGGUAAAAUUAGUAUCUUAAAUUUUCGAAAAAAGAUUUUACAAUCUUCACGGUAGGGAAUUCCUGCCAUCACUCUUACAGCCCGACGUUGUAGCCUGAAAAUCCUUGUUGUUAAACCAGUGUGUUCCCACAAAAUAAUGCAAUACUCUAUGUGACUCUGUAUUAAGGCCAAAUAAGCAGUUAAAGUUGUUUUUUGUGAGAUACAAUUCGUCAGAUUUCGAAGUAAGUAUACAGGGUGUUUCGUUUUUAUUGUUAAAAAUUUAAACAGGUGAUAGAAUAUUCAAUUUUAAGAUAAAAGUUUCCUAUAAACAUGUAUCGAAAAAUGCUACGCGAGAGCUACACACCCUCAAAGGGGUGCUUCUUUUAAUAGAUUUUUUUCAAUAUUUUAGAAGCCAUUGUAGAUAAAAUUACAAAAGUUGGUACAACUGAUAACCU
This is a messenger RNA of Tribolium madens (black flour beetle), 2549 nucleotides long. RefSeq names its product gustatory receptor 68a-like. Bases 239 to 1264 code for a protein of 341 amino acids. Gene Ontology annotation, biological process: sensory perception of taste. Gene Ontology annotation, cellular component: axon; neuronal cell body; dendrite. NCBI's taxonomy places the organism in Eukaryota, Metazoa, Arthropoda, Insecta, Coleoptera, Tenebrionidae. The record is from RefSeq and is a predicted model, not a curated record. The transcript has 2 exons.